GCUCUACUAGAACAUUUCCGAUAGUACGUAAAAGCAGCACCAGAGCUGCGUUUGACACUUCUAGCCCGACACAAGCUAAGGUUCAGCAUGUCUGAGAAGGAGCUGGGGAAAAAGUGGGACCGAUGCCUGGCAGAUACUGCCAUUAAACUCGGCACUGGGCUGGGGUUAGGAAUUGUGUUUUCUGUCCUGUUCUUCAAACGGCACACAUGGCCGAUUUCAUUCGGCUCAGGAGCAGGACUUGGCAUGGCAUAUGCCAACUGUCAGAAUGACCUGAGGUCGCAUUAUUUGCAGCACAGAAGCCAAAAGGAGUAAUAGCCGCAAGUCAUCAAGGGACUGUUGUUGUCAUUUUUUGGAAUUUGUCCUUUUGUUUUGUUUUGAGAGAGUCACCACUUGCACUGUUCUGCAGUUAGAUUCUCAUCUACCAGCUGAAUAAUCCAUCCCCAGAAUGACUCUACGAGAUUUGUACGUGUGUGAUCAAGACCGCCUGUGUUUAUUUAAUAAAAUAAUCAUAACACCAAAAA
Messenger RNA from Scatophagus argus, 521 nucleotides. RefSeq names its product mitochondrial contact site and cristae organizing system subunit 10 (gene micos10). Gene Ontology annotation, cellular component: mitochondrion; mitochondrial inner membrane; MICOS complex. The transcript has 4 exons. The record is from RefSeq and is a predicted model, not a curated record. Lineage: Eukaryota; Metazoa; Chordata; Actinopteri; Scatophagidae. The coding region runs from base 88 to 312 and encodes 74 amino acids.